AAAAAAAAAAAAAAAAAAAAAAGAGAGAGAGAGAGAGAAAGCAGUCAAAGUUUGGUGCUGGAUCCCCAUAUAUAUUUUUAUUUAAACCAAAAAAAAACCCAAGAAAGAGCAUCAAAAUUUCUAGAGAAUUGAAUUCCCCCCAAUCUCAAUGAUCCCCUAUUCCAACAAGUACAAAGUCUCUUCCCAAAUCUCUUUUACCAAGUCUCUUGUGUCAUCUUAUUCUACUCAUUCCAUUUUCAAGCUUCCUUUUUUUUUUUUUUCUACUAAAAAUCUCCAUCCAAGUUUGAAGCUUUAGUAGUUUGAACCAUAUAUAUAUGUAUAUAUCCACACAAAGUAAGAUGCUUGGUUUAUAUUGACCUAAAAAAACCUUCAUGCCCAGAGAUAGCCAAAAAAAAAAGAAAGAAAAGUUGUGGGAAGAUCAUAAUGAGUGAAGGGAUUGUGGAAAAGGCACUCAAUAGCCUCGGGAAAGGAUUCGACAUAACAAACGAUUUCAGACUGAAAUAUUGCAAAGGUAAAGACAGAUUGAUUUGGGUUAAUGAAACAGAGACAAGAGAGCUUCAUGUCCCUGGAUUUGGAUCUUUCCCCAAUGUCUCUUCAGACAUCAAGUGUGAUAAAGGCGAUCGAACCCGAUAUCAAACCGAUAUCCUCGAUUUCACCCAGAUGUCAGAGUUUUUCAACCAGAAAUCUUCAGUUCCUGGAAAGAUACCAUCAGGGAUGUUCAAUUCUAUGUUUGGUUUCCAAAGUGGAUCAUGGGCUGAGGAUGCAUCCAACACCAAGUACUUAGGACUUGAUGGAUAUUUCAUCAUUCUGUUUAAUGUUCAUAUUGAUCGGUAUCCACUUGUUCUUUCCCAUGAAGUUCGGAAUGCCGUUCCUUCCACUUGGGAUCCUGCUUCACUUGCAAGAUUCAUUGAGAGAUAUGGGACUCACGUCAUCGUAGGACUAGGCAUUGGAGGCCAAGACGUGGUGCUCCUUAGACAAAACAAAUCUUCAAAUAUGCAACCUUCCCAGCUCAAGAACCACCUUGAUGAACUUGGCGAUCAAUUAUUCACUGGCUCCUGCACCUUCACUCCUCAUCAGUUGAAAAGCAAAGAUUCCAAGCAAAAGGUACCACAAGCUUUCAAUGUUUUUGAUCCACAAUGUAAUGCCUUCAACAGCUUCUCAUCUGUCACAACCAAGGAUGGAAUAACAGUGAUAUGUUCAAAAAGAGGAGGUGAUACUACAACAAGCACACACUGCGAGUGGCUUCUAACAGUGCCAUCAACGCCUGAUGCAGUUCAUUUCAACUUCAUUCCGAUUACCUCUCUUCUUAAUGGUGUUCCUGGCAAGGGCUUCUUGUCUCAUGCCAUCAACCUCUACCUUCGCUAUAAACCUCCUAUAAGUGAUUUGCAGUAUUUUUUAGACUUUCAAACCCAUAAGGUUUGGGCUCCAGUACAUAAUGAUCUCCCACUUGGCCCACACACAAAUAAGGCCUUGCGGAAUCCUGCUCUACAGUUCAACUUAAUGGGCCCUAGGCUCUAUGUCAACACUACUCAGGUUGUGAUUGGAAAACGACCAGUAACAGGAAUGCGAUUGUAUCUAGAGGGGAUGAAAUGCAACAGGUUGGCCGUACAUCUCCAGCACUUGUCGAACUCGCCGGUAUUACUCCAAGACAAGAUCAGUGACCCUUUACAUUGGAGAGGAACCGAAGAAAUUGGUGAUGAUCGAUAUUUGGAACCAAUUCAAGGCAAGAAAUUUUCACACAUUUCCACAGUUCCAGUUAAAUUCGAUCCAAAAUGGUCUACAAAAACGGGAGAAGCCUUUAUUGUCACGGGGGCACAAAUUCACGUCAAAAAAGACGCGACAACUUCAAGAACCGUGCUACAUUUGAGGUUACUAUACUCUAAGGUUACGGAUUUUUACGUCGUCCAAUCGAAUUGGAUGCAAUGUCCGUCGGAUAGUUACACCAUUAAAUCGAGUAUUUUCUCGGCGAUUAGUAUGUCGAUCUCCGGAACUUUGGACAAAGAGAAAAUGCCGGCGGUCGUGGUGGAUUCCGGGAUUUAUCCGACCGGGCCGCCGGUGCCGGUACAAACUCAGAAGUUGCUGAAGUUUGUGGAUACAUCGGAAUUGUGUAAAGGGCCACAAGAUAAUCCGGGACAUUGGUUAGUUACGGGAGCUAAAUUGGACUUGGAAAAAGGGAAAAUAUGCUUGAAUGUCAAGUUUUCCUUGUUGAAUAUUUAUUCUUGAUAAAUACCGUAGGGAAUAUAUUAGCAAUAACGCACAAAUCUCUGUGCCAUUCAUAGACUUAUGUAAUUUCAUGUAUAUAUCAAGUGUUCAUAAUUUAAAACCUUUCAGAAUACUAGUCUUUCUUCCCCCAACUUCUAGCACUA
Molecule: messenger RNA, 2366 nt
Organism: Oldenlandia corymbosa var. corymbosa
Lineage: Eukaryota; Viridiplantae; Streptophyta; Magnoliopsida; Gentianales; Rubiaceae
Source: the annotation of a GenBank genome assembly